This is a messenger RNA of Magnolia sinica, 2572 nucleotides long. RefSeq names its product outer envelope protein 64, mitochondrial. The transcript is spliced from 13 exons. Bases 66 to 2216 code for a protein of 716 amino acids. Lineage: Eukaryota; Viridiplantae; Streptophyta; Magnoliopsida; Magnoliales; Magnoliaceae. Gene Ontology annotation, molecular function: protein binding. The record is from RefSeq and is a predicted model, not a curated record.
UACCUUCCAUUUUAUAGCUAUCAAUUGGAUGGAUAGGAUGACUUGAUCAGUGUUAUUUUAUAAAUAUGCUCCAUCCAGAAUGUGACCGUGAAUAUGGAUGGUCUGGAUAUCUGGAAAACGUCCCAAAUGCCAGGAAGAUGGCUCACCACCAUUUAAAAAAUGGUGGUGAACUAUCACAAGAGCGUGGCCGAGCCAACGAGCCAUGGUCAUUGUCCAAGGCCCGGGCAUCAGCAUCAGCGUCGCAGCAGCAGUCUGUCAGUCGGGUCCGUCCCAACAUAUAUAAUGAGCAUCGAUUCCAGAAUUCGAACCGCCUUUCAGACCUUCUCCAAAACCCUCCAAAAACCCUACUCACUCUCUCUCUCUCUAGUUUCUAUAAACGCUCUUCCAAGCUGGAGAAGACACUCAAAUCCUUCAAGCUGGGGAAGAUCAAUGUGUCCAACCCCAAGCUCUGGAUUGUCGUGGGCAUCGGUGUCGCGGGGGUUAUUAUUCUCACGGAGAGGAGGAGAAGGAGACGAGGGAAAUCGGAAGUGAUUAGAGAAGAUUUUGGCGCUUUCAUUGAACGGUUAGAGCUGCUUCCGGCCCUGCAACCGCCACCACCUGCGGCCCGGCAUCCUCUCGCCGGUCUUACCUUUGCUGUCAAAGACAUUUUUGAUAUAAAGGAGUAUGUGACUGGGUUCGGGAAUCCAGAUUGGAAGCGGACGCACGACCCCGCGAAUCGGACAGCUGUGGCGGUGACAUGCCUUUUGAAGCAUGGCGCAGCUUGUGUUGGGAAGACUGUCAUGGAUGAGCUGGCAUUCGGCAUCACAGGAGAGAACAUGCAUUAUGGAACCCCUACCAACCCGGAAGUGCCAUAUCAGAUCCCCGGAGGGUCAUCAAGUGGUUCUGCCGUGGCUGUUGCCGCUGAACUUGUUGACUUUACUCUUGGUACUGAUACGGUUGGAUGUGUAAGAAUCCCUGCAUCCUUUUGUGGUAUCCUUGGAUUCCGGCCUUCUCAUGGUAUUGUAUCUACUAUUGGAGUCUUGGCAAACUCGCAAAGUUUAGACACUGUUGGAUGGUUUGCACGAGAUCCAUCUAUUUUACACCGUGUUGGACACGUACUGUUACAAGCGCCCCUCGUGGAGCGGAGAAGAGCAAGACGCUUUAUCUUUGCUGAUGAUUGCUUUCAGCUCUCUAAGGUUCCUACACAGAUGUCAAUGCAUGUUGUUAGCAGAACAACUGAAAACUUAUCUGGCUACCAGCCGCCAAAGCAUAUGAAUAUUGGCCAGUAUAUUGCUUCGACUGUACCAAGUUUGAAGGGUUUUCGUGAAGCAUCCACAAACAUGAAGCAAGGAAUAUCUACUUUGAAGGCUCUUUCCCAUGUGAUGCUAUUGUUACAGAGAUAUGAGUUCAAAUCAAAUCAUGAAGAAUGGGUUAAAACAGAGAAGCCCAAGUUAGGACCUGAUAUCUCUGCUCGUGUUCUUGCAGCUGUAAACACGACCCAUGAGAAUAUUAAAUUAUUCUACAAAGCAAGGACUGAAAUACGAGGCGCUCUGAACAGUCUCUUGAAGGAUGAUGGAAUAUUAGUGAUUCCAACAGCUCCUGAUGCUCCAUUAAAGCCUAAUUCAAAGAAAAGUCUGUCCACUGAGUUCCAGGACAAAGCUCUUGCAUUAUUGAGUAUUGCAGGGAUGUCUGGCUGUUGUCAGGUUUCCAUUCCACUAGGAAAGCAUGAUGGCUGUCCCAUCUCUGUUUCAUUUAUAGCAUCACAUGGGGCGGAUAAGUUUCUUCUAGAUACUGUUUUGGAUAUGUAUUCAUGCCUUCAGGAGCAAGUCAGCAUUGCCUCAAAUUCACUGCCAUUACCUGAUACCAAUGGUGAUAUAGAUGCUUCCGAACUCUUGAAAGAAAAGGGCAAUGCCGCCUUUAAGGGAAAGCAGUGGAAUAAGGCUGUAAACUUCUACACUGAAGCCAUCAAGUUGAAUAGCACAAGUGCGACUUAUUAUUGCAAUAGGGCAGCUGCUUAUUUAGAGCUAGGAUGCUUUCAGCAGGCUGAAGCAGACUGCAAUCAGGCAAUUUCACUGGAUAAGAAGAAUGUGAAAGCAUAUUUAAGACGAGGAACAGCCCGGGAGAUGCUAUUUUGCUAUAAAGAAGCUACUCAAGAUUUCAAGCAUGCUCUAGUUCUGGAACCACAAAACAAGGCUGCACUCCUUGCAGAGAAGAGACUAAAGAAACUGACGGGCUGAUAUUCUGGAAGUGAGAUAUUCAAUCCCAUUAUUUUCAUACAGGUGACAGAUAAAGUCUGACAGAUUUUGGUGAGUGAUGCAUUCUUUUGCCGACCCCAUGGUGAAAGUCGGUAUUGCUGAGCUCUUGUCAAUGCGCGCCCUAUAUAACCUAACGGUUUUGGUCUAUAUAACACUGUAAUAAGCAUGUAAGAGGGAAUGACGUGGUUUGGAAUUUUUAUUUCUCAAAUUAGUAAAAGGGCUUCGGGAAGUGUGCUCAACCUUAUGGUGUUACUGAUAUUUGUAGGUUUUACUUCUACUUGUAAAGAGAGACUUUUGAUUAUUAUAUAUCCUCUACAUCAACACCAUUUCAUUCUCAA